Messenger RNA from Exophiala viscosa, 827 nucleotides. Its product is annotated as DNL zinc finger-domain-containing protein. The coding region runs from base 147 to 740 and encodes 197 amino acids. The transcript has a single exon. Gene Ontology annotation, cellular component: mitochondrion. NCBI's taxonomy places the organism in Eukaryota, Fungi, Ascomycota, Eurotiomycetes, Chaetothyriales, Herpotrichiellaceae. Gene Ontology annotation, molecular function: zinc ion binding; protein-folding chaperone binding. Gene Ontology annotation, biological process: protein stabilization; protein folding; protein import into mitochondrial matrix. The record is from RefSeq and is a predicted model, not a curated record.
GUGAGUGGCAGUCGGGAUCUUCACUGACCCUGACCACAGCCUUGCCAAGCCUGCGUCAUAUUUCGGCGGCAAGGCUGCGCUUCAAACAUUUUGUCUUCGCGAACAUCUCAUCGUCGCCGAACAUUUAUUGACAUCGCACUACAGUCAUGCAGCAGUUCACCAGGUUGACGCAACGGCUCUCCUCGAGCAGGACUCCUGUUGUCAAGGCCAUCCAACCACAUAUCCGCCAAAGAUCAACAUUAGCAGCUACAUCGUUUGUGCCUCGAUGGCCUCUUCUUCGACGAUACCUUGCCACAUCUGUCAGACACCAGAAUUCUUCGCUCUCUGUUCCAGGGACACCGCUUCAAGCAGCUCUCUCUCGUGACGAGCCUUCGUAUCAGUUGAGCUUCACUUGCAAGCCCUGUCUUCACCGGUCCAGUCAUCGUGUGACCAAGCACGGCUAUCACCAUGGCACCGUCCUUGUCACUUGCCCUUCCUGCAAAGCGCGCCACGUUAUAGCAGACCACCUGAAAGUGUUCCUUGAUGAGAAAAAGACCCUGGAAGAUAUUCUUAAAGACAAGCUAGCGAAUGGCGAGGAUUUCACGAAGUUGUUGAAGAAGGGUCGAUUAGGGAUACGUCCGGGUGCCAUUGUCGCCAAUGAAGGGGAAGAAGAUCUUGAAUUUUGGGAGGAUGGCACCGAGACCACCCACACGCCUCUGAACAACGAGAAGACUACGCAGCAACAGACACCUCAGACUUGAGCACUUCCUGUCCAGACGGACGGGCCGUCACCCAAAACAAAGGGGCACACAAGACCGCCGAAUGACCGACGAGAUGGCAGUAACAAA